UAGUACAUAGAUAUAAGAAAAUAGUAUUUUUCUUUUGAUCUUGUUUCUCGUCUCUCUGUACAAUAAAAUUAAAUUACUGUAUUGUAACCAAUUCUUACAAUGGAUUACCAAAGUAAACAAUUAGCCGAAGAUAUCUUCUUACGAGAACCUGUCGACGCUCGUAUAAGGAAGCCUAAAAAUGAGGUCAAAGAAGACAGCCACCCCAAUCUUAAAGUGGAACUGCAGACUAUUCGUCUGAAUUCUGACUCACAGAAGGCGGUGUUGGACACUCUAAGGUUUAUCCAUGGUCCUGACUUCAAGUUGGAUAGUGCUAGUCUUUACAAAGAUAAAGGUACAAAUCUUAGUAACCGUUUUUGGAUGGAGCGUGGUAAUUUAGUGGUGCAGGGUGGGUGUGACUACUCAUUGAACGUCAAACCAGAUAUAGAGACGUCUGAAGCCAGGCUUAGAGCUUUUGCAUUAGCAAAGCUAGAGAAAUAUAAUUUCCAUAAGGCUCAUUGUGCUGAGGCAUUAGAAGUGGCAGCUGAAAAUGUGGAAAAAGCGUUAGAAAUAUUAUUUUACAAAUAUUUCAAAGUGGAUCCACAGGACAAGCCUAAUGACAUACCAUCAACUGCAGAAUUACUAGAAAUGAGAAUAGAUGAGAAGGAAGUGCUUGAAUCUAUUUAUGAUACCAGUUUUAAAACCAAGGACAAUGAUGUAUGGUCAGUUAAGUUGAAUCUAGAUUAUUUGACAAAGCAAUAUCAAAAUAAAGAUGUAGAACUGCCUAAAAAGACACACACUGUAAAUUACAAUAGUAAAACAAAGCCUAAAGAAGUGUGUAAACUUUAUCUUAAAGGUCCUUGUAGAUUUGGUGCUAAAUGUAAGUUUUUACAUGAAAAUAAUGUACAAGAGAAUGAAUCAAAACAUGUUGUUAAAGAACAGGAAAAAAUUACUUUUGAAUUAGAGAUAAGGUUUGGUGAAAACACUGCAUAUCCGUACCAACCUCCAUUGUUGUUUUUCAAACCUGAGAAUCCCACAAAUAUAAUACCUGAAUUAACAUGUUUAAAGGUGACAGCAAAAUUAUUAGAGGAGGCCAAGGCUUUUGCAGAAAAUGGUAUACCAAGCAUACACUCAUUGGUUGAACUACUUAAUAAUGAAGAGGAAAUUUUAAAUUUUAUAAAAUUUGAUACAAGAGUAUUCCCCGUUCCUACUGAUGCCUUAUUUCCUCAGUUAAUAGAAAAUUCCAAUGUUCGCAAACAAACAUUACCAUCUCAUUAUAAGAAAGGUCAGAAUAAAAAUAAUAGGAGUAACAUUAACUUUGAAGAAACAUUGAAAGAAAAUAAAGAAAUAGCUAAGAGAUGGUUGGAAAAGAGAGAUAAUAGUAGGUACAAUAAAAUGAUGGCAGAUAGAAGAAAACUUCCGGCAUGGAAGAUGAAAAAUGAAAUAUUGAAUGCCAUUAAAAAAUCUCAGGUGGUGGUAAUCAGUGGUGAGACUGGCUGUGGUAAAAGUACACAAGUACCUCAAUAUAUCCUAGAUGACUGGUUAGCUAAUUUUGACAAAGACGGACCUGAACAUGCGGAGAUUAUCUGUACGCAGCCAAGAAGAAUAUCAGCUAUUGGUGUGGCGGAUAGAGUGGCAGAUGAAAGGGUCGAGAAAACUGGCCAAGUUGUUGGUUAUCAGAUAAGAUUAGAAAGUAAAGUGUCGUCAAAAACUCGCUUAUCGUUUUGUACUACCGGUAUAUUGCUACGUAGAUUAGAAUAUGAUCCACAAUUGAAGUCUGUCACUCACAUAAUAGUAGAUGAAGUCCACGAGAGGUCAGAAGAGAGUGAUUUCCUCAUACUCAUCCUUAGGGACCUUAUCAAAGUAAGAAAAGACCUUACGGUGAUACUCAUGAGUGCGACGUUGAAUGCCGAUUUGUUUUCUCAGUAUUUUGACAAAGUUCCGAUUUUGGAGAUACCUGGUAGAACGUUUCCAGUUGAGCAAUUGUUUUUAGAAGAUAUAAUGGAAAUUACAAAUUACGUUUUAGAAGAAAAUGGUCCUUAUGCACGUAAAACGAAAAAAGGUGACAAAGACAGGAGGCAAGAUUUAGAAACUGAAUUGGAAACAUGUGAUGUACGAUCUGAGGCCAACGAAGCUCCAAAACAAUCGAUACGAGACGAUAACCUGACCAUAGCUCAAGUUAUAGCUCGGUAUCCACGCUGUAGCAAGACAACUUGUAAGAAUAUGCACCUUAUGGACAUGGAGAAGAUAAACCUGGAUUUAGUGGAACACGUUUUAACGUAUGUUGUGAAUGGCGACCACAAGUGGCCUAAAGAGGGCGCUAUAUUAAUUUUCUUACCGGGAAUAGCAGAAAUUAUGUCUUUACACGACCAGUUAGCCGAAAGUCCUACAUUUAGUCGCAAAAAGGGUAAAUUUUUAUUAGUGCCUCUACAUUCAACGUUGUCGAGCGAGGAACAGUCGCUCGUGUUUAAGAAGCCCGCAUCUGGAGUACGGAAAAUCGUGUUAUCAACCAAUAUAGCGGAAACAUCGGUCACUAUAGACGACUGCGUGUUUGUUAUAGACUGUGGCAGAAUGAAAGAGAAACGGUUUGACUCUAAUCGUAACAUGGAGUCUCUGGACCUGGUGUGGGUGUCUCGCGCCAACGCGAAACAGCGGCGAGGCCGCGCCGGUCGCGUGAUGCCCGGCAUCUGUGUACAUUUGUACACGUCGCACAGGUACAACUACCACAUACUGGAGCAACCCGUGCCGGAGAUACACAGGAUACCGCUCGAACAGCUGCUGUUGAAGGUCAAGAUACUACCGCUGUUCGAAAAUAUGAGCGUGCACGAGGUUUUAGGAAAAACUAUAGAACCACCGUUAAAAUCAAACAUAGAUGGAGCAUUAUCUCGCUUACAAGAUGUUGGCGCAUUAGACAAGACUUUCGCCCUGACUGCACUCGGGAAACACUUAGCCACGUUACCAGUUGACGUCAGAAUAGGCAAGCUGAUGUUGUUCGGCGCUAUAUUCUGUUGUGUGGACUCAGCAUUGACUAUGGCUGCUUGUUUGAGUCAUAAAAGUCCGUUCGUCGCUCCGUUUGGAAAAAAGACAGAGGCUGACGCUAAACGAAGGGAAUUCUCGUGUUCUAACAGCGAUCAAUUAACCACUUUGAAGGCGUAUAGGAAAUGGCAGCAAGCAAUGAAAAACAGUACACAUUCCGCUUUAGUAUUCGCAAAUGAGAAUUACCUCUCUCACAAGACGUUACUUAUGCUUGCUGAUAUCAAACAUCAAUUAUUGGGCUUGUUAGCAUCUAUUGGUUUCGUACCGGAUAUCCCAGACUUGAGGCGGAGGAUGAGGAAGGAUUCUGUAGCGAGCCUCACUGGGGAAGAGUUGAACAUAAAUGGUAACAACGACAGACUGUUGGCGGCAAUUUUAUGUGCGGCUUUAUACCCGAAUGUUGUAAAGGUGUUAACGCCUGAAAAAUCGUUUCAUAUGCAAGCAGGCGGUGCUAUACCGCGCCAGCCGUCCGCCGACGAGUUGAAAUUCAAAACCAAAUCUGACGGUUACGUGGCACUACACCCCUCGUCGAUAAAUUCAACUGUUGGUUACUAUGCGAGCCCGUAUCUGGUGUAUCAGGAGAAAGUGAAAACGUCAAGGGUCUUCAUUCGAGAAUGUUCCAUGGUGCCGCAGUUGCCAUUGGUCUUGUUUUCUGGUUGCAAUCUAUGUGUGGAACUCCACAACGGCACAUUUAUAGUGUCAUUGGAAGAUGGCUGGAUCAUGUUUCAAGUGGAUCGACAUGAGGUGGCUGAAAUGCUAAAAACAAUAAGGAUAGAGCUGAUUAAUCUUCUAGAAGAGAAGAUAAACGACCCGAGCCUCAACUUGCUUCAUUACGAGAAAGGGAAUAGAAUAAUUAAGACCAUUGUACAAGUUAUUAGUAAAGAUUGAAUUUACCAUAAUAAAUAUAUAAUUGUUAUAAAAGUAAUAUGUUAAUGUGUGAGUGAAUACGCACAAUAAAUGCAAAUAAAUAGGUAUGCACAUACACAUACAAUAAAGAGGAAAUGAAAUUACAGGGUACAGAGUAAUGGCAGAAUUUAGGAAUGGUAAUGAACGAGAGGUAUGAAUUAGAGGUAGGGGUUGAUCCCUGCACUUGGUUGAUAGUGAUAAAGUGAUAAUGAUAUGUGGAGAUGAUUAAAUAAAAAAAUUCGUCCCAAUGUGAGUACUUAUUGAUACACACAGAUUUUUUUACUUUUUAGUAAAUUGAAACAUACAAGACACGGCGCGGUUAUACUGCUAUAUUAUCAAGUUCUAUGUAUAUAUAUAUAUAGGUACAUAUAGUCAAUAGUUACCACUUUCGAUCAUAAGGACCUUCAGUUUAAGCACGAUACUAAUUAAAAGUCAUCACAGUUAACAGCAC
Achroia grisella is the source of this 4366-nucleotide messenger RNA. Its product is annotated as putative ATP-dependent RNA helicase DHX57. The record is from RefSeq and is a predicted model, not a curated record. Lineage: Eukaryota; Metazoa; Arthropoda; Insecta; Lepidoptera; Pyralidae. Gene Ontology annotation, cellular component: intracellular anatomical structure. Gene Ontology annotation, molecular function: protein binding; ATP binding; helicase activity. The transcript is spliced from 17 exons. Bases 100 to 3897 code for a protein of 1265 amino acids.